CAGAAUCUCCGUCUGGCAAAGUGACGCAAUAAAGUGGAAUAUUCGUAACAUGAAAUGUCAAUUUUAACAUAAAAGGAAACGCAUUCGAGGAUUACUGGAUGGCCCUAGACAAAGAGUCUGUCUCUCGGCUACCACAAAAAAGCACUUGCCAUGCCCCUUUGCAGUGGGUCAAAGUUGACAGGUUCAAAGAGGCGUGGCUAGCCGAGUUCAAACAUGGCGGACAAGGAAAAGAAGAAGAAGGAAAGUAUCUUUGACUUGUCGAAAUACAUCGAUAAGACCAUCCGGGUGAAGUUUCAGGGUGGACGAGAAGCCAGUGGAAUCCUGAAAGGGUUUGACCCAUUGCUGAAUCUGGUGCUUGAUGGUACUAUUGAGUAUAUGAGAGAUCCCGAUGACCAGUAUAAGUUGACUGAAGAUACCAGGCAGCUGGGUUUGGUGGUCUGUCGUGGCACAUCAGUUGUGCUAAUUUGCCCUCAGGAUGGCAUGGAGUCUAUUCCAAACCCAUUUGUGCAACAGCAAGAUGGAUAACAGACUCCAAAGAGAGUUGAGCCCACCUCCCUUUACAUGACAAACUGUAAGGCCCUUCGUGUUCCAGUGAAAUACUUUUACUGAACUGGCUAGCUGGUAAUAAGGGAGAAAAUUGGAAAUGCACACUUCUUUCAUCAAACUUUCAGUUACCCUGUUUUUUUUGAAAAUUUCAUCAUGUAUUUUUGUACAGGUCCCAUGGGCCUAGAACUGAGGAUUUUGGCAUCAAAUGGAUUUUGUGAUUGGGGUGGGUGGUUUAGGAAUUGUAGUUUGUUUGAAAAGUUUAAACCAUUGCACCUAUUUUGAAUUUCCAUGGAUGUUUAGUAAGACAUUCUGGCUUUUGCUGGGAAGAUGCCAGAUUGAGACAUAUAAAGGAAAACGUUUUUGUUUUGUUUUCAUUUUGUUUGUGCUGCUUGGAUCUUUGUUUGGGUCUGUGGCAGCAGAAAUCCUGUAUGUUUCCUUUUGUGACCCUACAUUUUUAUAAAUGUAUGUAUAGAUAUAUGCAUAAGUUUUAAGUUUUGAUCCUUGUAAAAUAAAACCACCAUUUUCCCAGAAACCCA
This is a messenger RNA of Polypterus senegalus (gray bichir), 1082 nucleotides long. It is a transcript of the gene lsm7, whose product is annotated as LSM7 homolog, U6 small nuclear RNA and mRNA degradation associated. The transcript has 4 exons. Gene Ontology annotation, cellular component: spliceosomal tri-snRNP complex; U2-type prespliceosome; U12-type spliceosomal complex. Lineage: Eukaryota; Metazoa; Chordata; Cladistia; Polypteriformes; Polypteridae. Gene Ontology annotation, molecular function: RNA binding. The record is from RefSeq and is a predicted model, not a curated record. Gene Ontology annotation, biological process: mRNA splicing, via spliceosome; nuclear-transcribed mRNA catabolic process. The coding region runs from base 214 to 525 and encodes 103 amino acids.